AGUAACCCUAGAUUUAGUUGCACAACAAAUAAUUCAUUUACCAAACUCGAAAUUUUGCUCGAAAAGAAAAGACCUAAAACACAUAAAUUAUUUGUAUUUAAUUCUUUAUAAUAAUUUUAUAGACAAUGAAGACACCAGUGAUUCUUUUAGCUUGUGGCUGUUUCAAUCCAGCAACUAAUAUGCACCUUAGAAUGUUUGAAAUUGCAAGAGAUUUUUUACAUCGAAUAGAACAAUACGAAGUGAUAGGGGGAAUAAUAUCACCAGUUCAUGAUGGAUAUGGUAAAAAGGAACUUGAAGCUGCUACUCAUCGGUUAAAUAUGAUCAAACUGGCAUUGCAGGGCAACGAUUGGGUUAAGCUUUCAGAUUGGGAGUCUAAACAAGAGACGUGGACAAGAACAAGACAAAUUCUACAGUAUCACCAGAAUCAUCUUAAUGCUUAUUUACAUACAUCAGAUUAUAACGUUGACGUUAACGAGGAAGAUUUGAAGUGGAUGCCUGAUAACAUUCGAAAACGAUGUGGAAAUAAAAGUGUUAUUGUAAAACUCUUAUGCGGUGCAGAUUUGUUGGAAUCCUUUGGCACACCGGGUCUUUGGGCCGAUGAAGAUAUUGAAGACAUUGUUGGGCAACAUGGGUUAGUGGUGAUAACAAGAAGCGACAUAAAUCCAAGCGAAUUUAUAUAUAAUUCUGAUUUGCUUACUAAAUACAUGUUUAAUAUAACAAUCGUAACAGAAUGGAUCAGAAACGAGAUUAGUUCUACGAAAAUCAGAAGAGCACUUAGAAGAUCUGAAUCAGUUAAAUAUCUCAUUCCAGAUGAUGUUAUUGAAUAUAUUCACAAGCAUUCCUUGUAUGGUUCAAAGAAGACUAAGUAUUUAUCACCGAACGACAUAUUUGACACAUCAACACUCAUACCAUCUCCAUCAGACAACCUCAUGGAGUCUCCUAGCCCCACUAACUGUCUUCUCAUAUGCAAUAACAACUUAUUCAAUCGAAACUCGCGUUAUGACAAAAUGUCUAUCGACACUACCGAGUCUUUUAAAAGUCAUACACAAAUUCCUACCAUCAGACAUCCAGGUCAGGCAGUGAAAAUUAUCACCGACUACGAGGGAGUUCACAAAAUGCUCCCCAAAGAGGAGGAAUUAAAAAUAAAAGUAAGUUUGGGCGAUUUUAAAAAGAGGUUGGGUAUAAAACAGUCUAAAAGUUGUGCCAGUUUUGAUGAAAUCGAGACACAAAUUAAACAAAGCAAAGAAAUUGUCAGUCUUAAAGAAUGUAAGAGUUGUGAUGAGAAUUUGGUAAAGUUUAUCUUCACUAAGCACGGUAUUCAAGUGAUUAGUGAUGUGGAAACUAUUGUUUAAUUAUCUAUAUGUUUGGGUGCUCUUCAAAAAAAAUAAAUAAAUAAAUAAAAAUCUUUCUGUGAUGAUAAAUGGCAAAAAU
Messenger RNA from Sitophilus oryzae (rice weevil), 1431 nucleotides. RefSeq names its product nicotinamide/nicotinic acid mononucleotide adenylyltransferase 1 (gene Nmnat). NCBI's taxonomy places the organism in Eukaryota, Metazoa, Arthropoda, Insecta, Coleoptera, Curculionidae. The record is from RefSeq and is a predicted model, not a curated record. The transcript is spliced from 6 exons. Bases 126 to 1352 code for a protein of 408 amino acids. Gene Ontology annotation, molecular function: nicotinamide-nucleotide adenylyltransferase activity; nicotinate-nucleotide adenylyltransferase activity. Gene Ontology annotation, biological process: NAD+ biosynthetic process.